AUGACAUCACAUCGAUCAUUUCUAUUUCUAUUGUUAUUCCACAUCUUCUUACCAGGAAUCGCGAUAAUCUGCUACGACUGCCACAGCGAUCAAGGAACAUGCAAUGAAGGAGAAUGUGAAGGUGUUGUAUGCAUCAAAAUGGAGACAUCGAAUAAGGAUAACGACCGAAAAACAAUCCAGAAAAGUUGUGGUGACGAACACGAAGAAGUCGCUUGUCAACAGUCUGGAUUCGGCAGCAAAUGGAUGUCGCGAUGCGUUUGCGACAGUCCACUAUGCAAUGGUGAUCAGGCUCUUAUCGAUGCCGGUUUGGAACCGUCUUCGGCCGCCCCACCUCCAGGACAAUUCACGCAGUUCGCGCUGCUCGUCGCGAUUCUCGUGUUCGUCGGAGCCAGUUGCUCACUUAUAGUAAUCGCAACCAUCUGCGUUCAAUUUUGCUAA
This is a messenger RNA of Necator americanus (New World hookworm), 438 nucleotides long. RefSeq lists its product as uncharacterized. The transcript is spliced from 4 exons. The record is from RefSeq and is a predicted model, not a curated record. NCBI's taxonomy places the organism in Eukaryota, Metazoa, Nematoda, Chromadorea, Rhabditida, Ancylostomatidae. Bases 1 to 438 code for a protein of 145 amino acids.